AUGGAGAGUUGUUAUUCUCAGCAGAAAGGCUUUCUUAUUUCUCUGUUUCUUUUAAAUGUAUUAAUAUAUUGGGGAGGAUAUUGGAAGGUGAGUGGUUGCUUCGAUUCCGAGAGAAAAGCUCUGACUACCUUUCGGAAGUCUCUCAACGAUUCCUUCAAUAUUCUCUCUUCAUGGGAUGAUGAUGCCUCUGACUGCUGCAAAUGGAGAGGAAUUACCUGCCACAACAUAACUGGGUACGUUGUUAAACUCGACCUCCAUGGCAAUGACUCCCGUCUCGGACUAGGUGGCAGAAUUGAUCCAGCUCUGGUUCAACUGAAGCAUCUUCAGUUCUUGGACUUGAGCUUUAAUGCUUUUAAUGGCGCACCAAUUCCAGAUUUCUUGGGUGGAAUGAAGGAGUUGAGGCAUUUGAACUUGUCAUGGGCAGGAUUCAGUGGGAGAAUCCCUCAUCAGCUUGGAAACCUCUCUAAACUCGUUUCCCUGAAGCUUUCUUCAUCUUCUUUGAGUGCCAAAAACCUUUGGUGGUUGACAAGCCUACCUUCUCUCAAUUACCUAGACAUGUCUGGAGUGGAUCUUUCCAUGGCAAGCCAUGAUUGGGUGCCCGUAAUGAACAUGUCUCCUUCCCUUGUUGAGCUAAGCUUAUUCGAUUGUGGUCUUUCAUAUAUUUCCCCAACUCUUCCUUCUGUUAAUUUCACAUCUCUCCGUGUCCUUCGUCUCAGUGAUAACAACUUCAACUCUAGCAUUCCAAACUGGAUAGCUAACAUUAGUAGCCUCGUGUUUUUGGAUCUCUCAUAUAACAACUUUCAUGGUGAGGUUCCUUAUCAAUUUUCACAACUUCCUAACUUGGAAGAGUUGGUGCUGGGAUCAACUGAUGAUGAUAACCUGAGGGUUGAUUGGUCAGAGUUCCUUGAAGGCAGCUGGAGGAAGCUGAAGAUACUUCGUCUAUCUUUCAGUCAGCUGCAUGGAGGAAUCCCCAACUCUAUUUGGAAUAUGACAUCACUUGAGUCUCUCUCUUUGUCAUUCAGUGAGAAUAUAACAGGUAGCAUUCCAAGAGCCAUAACUAAGCUUAUCAAUUUAGAGAGCCUGUCAUUGUACGGAUACCAAAUGCAUGCGGCCAUUCCUGAUUGCUUAUAUGAGCUAAAAAAUCUUAAAAGCCUUUCUCUAUCCGAUUGCAUGCUGACAGGCCCAAUCCCUGCAGCUCCUCUUGGAGGAUUGUCUUCCUUGCUAUAUUUAUCUCUCCGUGGGAAUCAGUUGAAUGGGAAUAUCCCUGCUUCUCUUGGAGGAUUGUCUUCCUUGGAAGAAUUAAUUCUCUCGGGGAAUCAGUUGAAUGGAAAUAUCCCUGCAGCUCUUGGAGGAUUGUCUUCCUUGGAAUAUUUAGACCUUUCAGUGAAUCAGUUGAAUGGGACAAUCCCAACAACUUUAGGACAACUUUCUAACUUGUAUUCGCUUGACCUCUCUUACAACUCCUUGACAGGAAACGUGUCUGAAAGUGUUUUUGAAAACCUCAAAAAGUUGACGUCCUUAUAUUUGUAUUCCAAUUCUUUGGUUUUUGUUCCACACUCUGAUUGGGCCCCUCCAUUUCAGCUUUUUGACAUUUACCUAAGAUCAUGUCAUUUAGGUCCUCGAUUUCCUCUCUGGCUACGUACACAAAAAUAUGUAAAUUACUUGGAUCUCUCUAACACAGCCAUCUCUGGAAUCAUCCCCACCUGGUUUUGCGAUUUAACACCCCAACUUCUUCAACUGAACCUUUCAAAUAACCAGAUUUUUGGCCAAUUGCCCAACCCUUUAAAAAUGCCGCCUCAUGCCUACAUUGAUUUGAGCUCGAAUAAUUUCAGUGGUCCCAUACGUUGCAUAUUGAAUGGAGCCUCUUUUCUCGAUCUCUCCAACAAUCAAUUUUCUGGGCCAAUCCCACCAAAUUUUACAUCCACAUUGCAGUAUUUAUAUUACUUUUCUGCCAGAGGUAACCAAAUCAGUGGCAUGAUUCCCUCAUUCAUAGAAGGAAUGAACUCCUUGUCUGUCCUUGACCUUUCCCGAAACAAUAUAGGUGGUAUCAUUCCAUUGAGUUUGGGUAAUUGCAUAGCACUCAAGGCACUUGAUUUGAGCAAGAACAGGUUAUCGGGAGGAAUACCCACGUCUUUGGGUCUAUUACGUCAACUCCAAACAAUGCACCUGAGCCACAAUAACCUAUCGGGAGAAAUCCCUUCGUCUUUGAAGAAAUGUGCUAGUCUGGAGACUCUCGACCUUGGACGCAACAAUUUCUCAGGUUACAUUCCCACUUGGAUUGGCAAAAGCUUUCCAGCUUUAAGAAUUCUGAGUUUACGAUCAAAUAUGUUUACUGGCAACAUCCCAGCACAACUAUCAAACUUGACUUCUCUUCAGAUCCUUGAUGUGGGACAAAAUUGUUUAUCUGGCUCAAUUCCUCAAUGUUUUGAAGAUCUCAUAGCCAUGAAGAAGACAAACCUCAAUCUUUCCUAUGGAAGAAUAGGAACAUAUUAUAAUGAAAACUUGCUUGUGUCAGUGAAGGGGCUGAUUCUUGAAUACACUAGAACAAUAUCAUUGGUCAUAUGCAUGGACCUUUCAAGAAAUAACUUAUCUGGAGAGAUCCCAAAAGGACUCAUAAGUCUUUUGGGAUUGCGAGUCUUAAACUUUUCGGGAAACCAUUUGACCGGAAAGAUCCCAGACAAGAUUGAUAAAUUGGCAUUACUAGAGUCUCUUGAUUUCUCAAAAAAUCAGUUUUCAGGUACAAUUCCUCUAAGCAUGUCAAAUUUAACUUUUCUAAGUUACUUGAACUUGUCAUUUAACAACUUGUGGGGGGAAAUUCCAUAUGGAAAUCAGCUCCAAACAUUUCAAGAUCCUUCUAUUUAUAUGGGCAACAACAGACUUUGUGGACCUCCUCUUCCACAUAAGUGUGUUAGCGAUGAGACUCCUCAAGGUCCAAUGCUUGUUAGUGGUGACAUUGAAAAAGAUGAAGAAGAGGAUGAGAUGCGUUGGUUUUGCUCUGGACUGGGACCGGGAUUUGCAAUUGGGUUUUGGGCCUUCUGUGGCAUUUUAGUGCUGAAGAGGUCCUGGAGGAUUGUCUAUUACCGCUUCUUUGAUGAGAUGAAAGAUAGACUUUAUUUUAAUUGUCAUUGUACAUGA
Messenger RNA from Magnolia sinica, 3135 nucleotides. Its product is annotated as receptor-like protein EIX2. Gene Ontology annotation, molecular function: protein binding. The coding region runs from base 1 to 3135 and encodes 1044 amino acids. The transcript has 2 exons. The record is from RefSeq and is a predicted model, not a curated record. NCBI's taxonomy places the organism in Eukaryota, Viridiplantae, Streptophyta, Magnoliopsida, Magnoliales, Magnoliaceae.